Molecule: messenger RNA, 960 nt
Organism: Eruca vesicaria subsp. sativa (arugula)
Lineage: Eukaryota; Viridiplantae; Streptophyta; Magnoliopsida; Brassicales; Brassicaceae
Source: the annotation of a GenBank genome assembly
AUGGGGGAUUCUUGUGAAAAUUCAAAUAGAGUUAAGCUUCGUGAUGGGAGAUUCUUAGCUUACAAAGAAAGAGGAGUUCCAAAGGAGGAAGCUAAAUACAAAAUCAUUCUUGUUCAUGGUUUUGGUAGCUCUAAAGAUAUGAACUUCUCUGCCUCAAAAGAGCUUAUACAGGAACUAGGAGUGUAUCUUCUAUUCUACAGCCGUUCUGGAUAUGGAGACUCGGAUGCAAACACAAAACGUUCCCUAAAAAGUGAAGUUGAUGACAUAACAGAACUUGCAGACCAGUUGGAGAUAGGACCUAAGUUUUACCUCAUUGGAAUUUCCAUGGGGUCUUACCCAACUUGGGGUUGCUUAAAACACAUACCUCACAGGCUAUCUGGUGUAGCUUUUGUUGCUCCAGUUGUGAACUAUCGGUGGCCGUCACUUCCUAAGAAGCUUAUAAAGAAAGACUACAGGAGAGGUAUUAUCAGAUGGUGUUUAAGGAUAUCAAGAUUUGCACCUGGUCUGUUACAUUGGUGGGUUGUACAAAAGGUUAUACCAUCAAAUAGUUCGGUUCUUGAGAGCAAUCCUGUCUACUUCAACAGCCAUGACAUGGAGGUGCUCAAGCGUACCUCCGGCUUUCCCAUGCUUACUAAGGAUAAGCUACGGGAAAGAAACGUUUUCAAUACUCUAAGAGACGACCUCGUGGCUUGUUUCGGGCAAUGGGAUUUCGAACCAGCAGAUCUAAGCAUCACUGAAGAGAGCUCUGUUCACAUCUGGCAUGGAAAGGAAGACAAAGUUGUCCCGUGUCAGCUUCAAAGAUGCAUUCUCCAGAAGCAACCUCUGAUCAACUACCACGAGAUCCCUCAAGGUGGACAUCUCAUCGUCCAUUACGAUGGCACUUGCGAUGCGAUUCUACGCGGGUUAUUGCUCGGUGAAGAACAAACGCUGUACAAACCAGUUCUUCAAUUCGACGUUUGA